UCAGCCUGACACAAGUCAUGCCGCGGCAUCGAGCAGGAUUGUGCAGCAUCGUGCAGUAUUGUGCAGCUGUGUACAGCUGUGCGAGGCAGCUUCACGCCAGCAAAGCGGGAGGGGCCGCAACCAGAGCUCGCAUAUAUUAAGCGACAACCGGGAAGCAUCUCAGCCUCCGCCGAGAAUCACAUAGGAAGGAAGGACGGAAGGAAGGAUGGUUGCGGUGCAAGCGUCACCCAGUCUCUCUCCAUCGCCCGAGUGGAUCUGCUGUCUGGACAAGAGGCCUUCAGAGCGCUCAGAAGAGGAUGUGGACAUUAUCCUGACCAGGCUGAAAGAAGUUAAAGCCUUUACCAAGUUUCCACCUCCACUCUUGGUGCAGAUCUGCACCUGUGCCUUCUAUGAAUGUCUGGAAAAGGGCAUCACAUUGUUUCGACAAGGAGACAUUGGCACCAGCUGGUAUGCCGUCCUGUCAGGCUCUCUGGAUGUCAAAGUGUCGGAAACAGCCAAUCACCAGGAUGCAGUCACCAUCUGUACGCUGGGUAUCGGGACGGCCUUUGGAGAGUCGAUCCUGGAUAACACGCCGCGCCACGCGACCAUCAUCAGCAGAGAGACCAGCGAGCUGCUUCGAAUUGAACAGAGGGAGUUUAAGACCCUCUGGGAGAAGCAUCGUCAGAGCCUCGCUGGACUGUUGGCCCCUCCUUAUGGCGCAAUGGAGAGUGGAUCCAACAAUGACAGACUUGCAGACAAAGACCACAUGAACUCAGACUCUGCAAACAAAACUCACAAUAAGAUUCCCACAGAGAAACUGCAGAGAGCGGGUAAGGUUCUCCGCAACGCCAUCCUGUCCAGAGCCCCUCACAUGAUACGCGAUAGGAAAUAUCACCUCAAGACUUACAGACAAUGCUGUGUGGGGACAGAGCUGGUGGACUGGCUUGUGCUGCAGAGCGCAUGCGUUCUCACUCGUUCCCAUGCUGUUGGGAUGUGGCAGGCACUGCUUGAAGAUCAGGUGCUCAGUCACGUGGACCAGGAGCUGGGCUUCCAGGACAAGUACCUGUUCUACCGCUUUCUUGAUGACGAGGAAGAGGACACGCCGCUGCCUAGUGAGGAGGAGAAGCGGGAGAGCGAAGAGGAACUGCCGGAGACCAUCCUCUUCCUCGCUCAGAUUGGACCGGAUGCACUGCUGCGAGUGAUCCUCAGGAAAUCACCUGGUCAGAGGACAGGCGACGACCUCGAGAUCAUCUACGAUGAGCUGCUUCACAUCAAGGCCUUGGCGCACCUCUCCAACACUGUGAAGCGGGAACUGGCGAGUGUUGUCAUCUUCGAGUCACACGCUAAAGCCGGGACUGUGUUGUUCAACCAAGGAGAAGAAGGCACAUCGUGGUACAUCAUCCAGAAGGGCUCCGUCAAUGUGGUUAUCUAUGGCAAGGGGGUGGUGUGUACACUCCAUGAGGGUGACGAUUUCGGAAAGUUGGCCCUGGUCACAGAUUCACCUCGUGCUGCCUCCAUUGUCCUGAGAGAGGACAACUGCCACUUCCUUCGUGUGGACAAGGAGGAUUUCAAUAGAAUUCUCAGGGAUGUGGAGGCCAACACAGUGCGUUUGAAAGAGCACGAGCAAGCUGUGCUGGUCUUAGAGAAGAGUCCUCGAACCUCCAGCCUUGGAAGCAUCAAAUAUACUGUGAUCUCAGGAACUCCAGAGAAAAUUCUUGAGCACUUUUUGGAGAGCAUGCGGAUGGACAUACAUCACAGUGAACCAGACCCAGCAGUGGACGACUUUGUCCUCAUGCACUGUGUCUUCAUGCCCAACAGCCAGUUGUGCCCUCUGCUCAUGGCACACUACCAUGCGGCCUCCCCGCCCGGCUCAGAACAGGAGCGGUUGGAGCAUGCGCUCAACUAUAAGAGGAGGGCUCUCAUUCUGGCCCUGCGCUGGGCGAGCACACACACAUUCCUCCUACAGGAGGAGCCUGCUGCAAUUUCGUUCCUUGAGGAAUUGUUUGGAAGUGUAUCAAAUGACUCACGGAUGCUCAGAGCGUUGAAAGACCUGGUUCCUGACCUGGAGAAAGUUGUCAAGCUGCACUCGGAGGAAGCCAAGACCACAAAAAAGAAGACUUUAAUACGGCAGUUCAGCAAUGGGGAGGAGAGACUGCAGAAGAAACAACCCAUUAGAAAUCACGAUGACAUCCUUCUGAAGGUGCACUGCAGUGAUCACACAUACACCACGAUUCGAGUUGCUGUGGCAGCGACGGGCAGAGAACUGAUAUGCGCCGUGGCCGACAAACUUGGUUCCACUGACGAGCUCGUGCUGGUUCACCUCAGCUCUGCCGGCGAGAAACAAAUUCUGAAACCGAAUGACGUGUCCGUGUUUUCCUCUCUGAGCAUCAACGGGCGGUUAUUUGCUUGCUCACGAGAGCAACUCAGUAGUCUGACUCCUCUCACAGACCAGGAGGGACCUUCUGCAGGCUCUAUGUCCACAUUUGAGCUGAUGAGUUCGAAGGAUCUCGCCUAUCAAAUGACGAUGUUUGAUUGGGAGCUCUUCAGCUGUGUGCACGAGCACGAACUGCUCUAUCACACGUUCGGCCGGCAGAGCUUCAGAAGAACCACAGCCAACCUGGACCUCUUCCUGCGAAGGUUCAACCAGGUUCAGCUGUGGGUGGUCACUGAGGUGUGCCUCUGUGCGCAGCUCAGUAAGAGGGUGCAGCUCCUUAAGAAGUUCAUUAAGAUAGCUGCACAUUGUCGGGAAUUCAAGAACCUGAAUUCAUUCUUUGCUAUCAUAAUGGGUAUGAGCAACCCUGCUGUCAGCCGACUGAGUCAGACAUGGGAGAAGCUGCCGACCAAGUUUAAGAAGUUCUAUGCUGAGUUUGAGAGCAUGAUGGACCCUUCCAGAAACCAUCGAUCCUACCGAUUGACUGUUACCAAGCUCGAGCCGCCAAUAAUCCCUUUUAUGCCCCUCCUACUCAAAGAUAUGACAUUUACGCAUGAAGGCAACAAGACAUUUAUUGACAGCAUGGUCAAUUUUGAGAAAAUGCGUAUUAUAGCAAACACAAUUCGACAAGUGAGGCACUGUAGAAGCCAGCCUUUCAAUCCCGACAUCUGCCAGCCCAACAAGAAUCAAGCAGAGGUCAGAGGUUACGUCAGGAAGCUCUGCGUGAUCGACAACCAGAGGGCGCUGACGCAGCUCUCGUACAGGCUGGAGCCUCGGCGGACAUGAGAUUCAAAUCUUUCACCGCGUCGCCUUCCUUGUGACUGCACACAAAGCUGAGCGUGAAGUAGCAAAACACAACAUUGACUUUGAAAACUCGAAGGACAAAUACUGUGCCAAUGAAGGCCUCUUCCUAUCGCUGUGUCUUAGCCCCGAGAACGAGGCUUAAUACUGUAAUAGUUGUUACUGUUUUGGGACCAUUUAGAUAGAACUGUCAUGUAAAGAACCAAUCAAUAACCUGCAUGACUGAACUUCAUAGGCUUGGUGUUCUAUACAGUGGAUUUCUAUCAGAGUGUCCUGCAGUGUCGCGUUACCUAACAAGCUCUGUCCGUCUCCAAAUGCUCCAAACUGUUGUGCAAUCUAUACUUCAAUACCUCCAUCCUAAAUAUAGCAAACUCCCGUUUAUCGCGCUAGAGAGGUACCGAACAGUUUUAUCCCUUCCAUUCAAUUAAAACAUAUUUUAAUUUAUUCAAAUACACUUCAACGGAUUCAAUCAUAAGUUUCAAAGUAUUCCUUAAUGUCUGAACUGCCCCUCUUUCAGGGAUUUUGUCACUCUUGUCACUGUGAAAUUUAAACAUAAAGUAAAAGAGACUCUAACUAAGUCUGCUAGCUUAAUGCUAACACAUAAUGCGAAACACAAUAAACAAUGAAAAAUAGCAUAGAUUUACAGUAACUAUACACCCUCAUGAUUGACUGCCGACAGGUUCAGGUUGUUCACCGCCUCUCGCCCACAAGUAAGAUGGGAUACGCUCCAGGAUGCCCGCAACCCCAGUGAGGAUAAGUACUGAUAAGAAAAUGGAUGGCUGGAUAAACCCUCACUCAAUUAUCUUUUUUUUUUUUUGCCACGGAGAAUACGAUACUGAUAGGAAUUUUCUGUCUGCUCUGUGAGAACGACGAGUAUUGCCUGUGCUAGCUUGGGGACCUUCUCUUCCAGUAGAGUUCAAAUUGCAGCACUACGCGGUACUUGGCAAAGUAACUGUAAAUUCACUUAACUUUACAGCCAUACUUCGACAUCCAAGUGACUCAUCUAGCAAGUUUUUUCGGGAUAAGACCCAUCGCUAUGUCGAAUUAUUUUUUUUCUCUUGUAACCAAUAGACGGUGGCAGCAAACUUCACAAUAAGGAACCAUUAUUUUUUCCAGUUACCAGUUGAACUUUAACACAAAAAAAAAAAGAAUUACAAGUUGUGUACUUAAUCAAACUACAAACUUCAGUGGUCCACUAGCUUAAUGCCAACACACAAAUGCAAAACGCCAACCAUGGACAGCCCAAUGAAACUAACAUUAACGUUGUGGUAGUUGUGACCCUUCAACCAAAAAUAUAGAAACGCAAAUAAUGCAUCAACACAUAUACAUCACCACAACAGUACUCACAAAAAUAUACAAAUAGCAAAUGACUUGUUUUACUACGUAACUGAAACUCUCAUUGGUGGAUGUCUGUGUUACACUGCUCCCUGGUGCCCACGAUGGGUAUAUUAAAUUGAGCACAACGUGUGGCUGGACAAAAUGAAUGCCAUAUCUACAGUAUUCAUUUCAAUUGGGAAAAGCGAUUUGAGAUACAAGCGUGGUCACAGAACAAGUUAAACUAGUACCCUGGGUCAUCACCCUUGACUGUAAAAAAACAUGGGGAAAAAAUGAUCACUUAAAUAUCAACAGGGGUAUUGAGUGAAUGAUGAUGAUGUGGGGCAACACUACAUUCCAGUUCAAGGUCCCAUUUAUGAGACACAACUACACACACCAAAUUACAUCUUGAUCCAAUGCGAAUCACAGCAAAUGAUCUCGUGGAUUUUUGUCUUUUCGAUGAGUCUGGUGAACACGCCUCACAACAACCUUACCAAGUAUUAAUUAAAGCCCUAGUGGUGUUCAAAGAGUGACAAAAUUUGUCACGGUCAUACGACUUUUUCAUUUUUGCCUUGGAGUAAAACUCCUGAUAGGAUCUGCUUGUUGUUAGGAUCUGUUCUGAGAUCAGUUAUAUGUUUGGCUGUGUAAACUUAAAAAGGAUCUGAGAAUUUCAGGAUAAAUCUCGCCAACUUUUGUGGGUCUGCUCUGUCCAGCUGUGUUAGUUCUUCUGUGGGUGUAAAUUAUGGGUGCGAUAUUGACAUGCGUCAUUCAUUUUCAUUUGAUCUCAGGAGCUUUAAAUGUGCUGGUGUGUAUCAAGAACUGCCUCGUGGCUUGCGUCCGUCAUGAGCAGCUGCUAUCUGUGCUGUACAUGUUAAGAAAUAAAAAA
Molecule: messenger RNA, 5411 nt
Organism: Syngnathoides biaculeatus (alligator pipefish)
Lineage: Eukaryota; Metazoa; Chordata; Actinopteri; Syngnathiformes; Syngnathidae
Product: rap guanine nucleotide exchange factor 4-like
Exons: 30
Coding region: 206-3196 (996 amino acids)
Biological process (GO): Ras protein signal transduction; positive regulation of GTPase activity
Cellular component (GO): plasma membrane
Molecular function (GO): guanyl-nucleotide exchange factor activity
Source: RefSeq, a predicted model, not a curated record